Molecule: messenger RNA, 1327 nt
Organism: Budorcas taxicolor (takin)
Lineage: Eukaryota; Metazoa; Chordata; Mammalia; Artiodactyla; Bovidae
Gene: PAGR1
Product: PAXIP1 associated glutamate rich protein 1
Exons: 3
Coding region: 347-1111 (254 amino acids)
Source: RefSeq, a predicted model, not a curated record
CGAGGUGUGGGGAGAGGGUGCCGGAUCCAGGUGUAGAGAGGGGCGGCGUGAAGGCGAAAAGAGCGGGUCCGCCCCUUUCCGGCCUGGAAAGUAGUUUCUCUGGGUCCCUGGGAACGUCGGAAUACCAGAUUUGGAUCCGUAGGGGCGGGGUCCUUGGAGGGAACUUGAGCGCCCCCUUCUGGGAAUCGGCGGGUCUGUUCGCAGGGACUGCUGUUGGAGCCUGAUUGGUUAGACAGACGUUCCCCGAAGCCACGGAAAGCCCUACCCGCGGAGGCGGGGGUGGGGGAUCCCUGGCUUAGUACUCCUGCCAUCUCCUGUCAUCGCAGGGCCCCUUCCCUAGUGGCAUAUGUCCCUUGUCCGGGGCCAUGGAGACAUUGCAGCCACCACGGCGGCGCCUCUGUCUGAAGAAGGGGAAGUGACCUCCGGUCUCCAGGCUCUGGCUGUGGAGGAUACCGGAGGCCCCUCUGCUUCGGCCGACCAAGCCGAGGAAGAGGGAGAAGGAGGCCGGGAGGAGGCUGAGCAUGAGGGGUCCGGGGCCAAGGAGGUGCAGGGAGAAGCCCCCAGCCCUGAGGGGGAGGAGCGUGCCAAGGGAGAAUCCGAAGACUGGUGCGUGCCCUGCAGCGAUGAAGAAGUGGAGCUGCCCGCAGAUGGGCAGUCCUGGAUGCCACCCCCGUCUGAAAUCCAACGGCUCUAUGAACUGCUGGCUGCCCACGGUACCCUGGAGCUUCAGGCUGAGAUCCUGCCCCGCCGGCCACCCACGCCUGAGGCCCAGAGUGAAGAGGAGAGAUCCGAUGAGGAGCCAGAGGCCAAAGAGGAGGAAGAGGAAAAACCACACAUGCCUACAGAAUUUGACUUUGAUGAUGAGCCAAUGACACCAAAGGACUCCCUGAUUGACCGGAGGCGCACCCCAGGAAGCUCAGCCCGGAGCCAGAAACGGGAGGCCCGCCUGGACAAGGUCCUUUCAGACAUGAAGCGACACAAGAAGCUAGAGGAGCAGAUCCUUCGUACCGGCAGGGACCUCUUCAGCCUGGACUCAGAGGACGCCAGCCCCGCCAGCCCCCCACUCCGGUCCUCAGGGAGUAGUCUCUUCCCCCGGCAGCGGAAAUACUGAGGGUGCCGAGUCUGCCUGCUGGAGCCUUGGCCCACCUUCCCUCACCCAGGGCCUUGGGCAAGAGGAGAGAUGCUCCCAGACUCCCACCACAACACCUUGCCAAAAGGAGGACUGACGUGUGUGUAUGUGUGUGUGUGUGUGUGUUUAUGUUUUCUCUUGAACAUCUGUUGGGAGACCUGAGCCAAAUUUUCUGAAUCUAAAAUAAAAAAAAAUUUU